Acanthoscelides obtectus is the source of this 579-nucleotide messenger RNA. The record is from the annotation of a GenBank genome assembly. NCBI's taxonomy places the organism in Eukaryota, Metazoa, Arthropoda, Insecta, Coleoptera, Chrysomelidae.
AUGUUAAUUUUGCCAGCCGUUGAAGAGGUUUUAAAAACUGUUUUAGACAAACCUGCAUCUGAUAUCAUUAAAAGAAUUCCCUUAAGAAACAAUACUGUUGAAAGACGUAUUGAUGAAAUGAGUUCUGAUAUUGGAAGCUUCUUAUGUAAUUAUUUGCAAACGACCCAUUUCUCUAUACAACUGGACGAGUCAACUUUACCUGAUAAUGCAGCAUUAUUAUUGGCAUAUGUUCGUUUUAUUAUGAAUCAAGAAAUAUACGAAGAACUGCUCUUCGCAAGAACUUUGAUAACCGACACUAAAGACAAGCUGCCAGGAAGACGACGUUUCAACUUACGUUCAGAUUUUGAACCUAGGUUUGAGGAUAUUUUGACUAUGGUAAUACCACCGUGGAUAAUUAAUCCAUAUGGUGACAUAGAAGAAACGAAUGUCAUAAUACAAGAGGAACUGACUGAACUAAGUACAAACGAAGAACUUAAGGUUCAGUUUAAAAACGGAUAUCAGCAAUUCUGGCUGCAAAACAACAUACCCGUUACUUAUCCCAGACCUGAAGGGGCAUCUGAACAAAGUAGAGCAAUGUAA